This is a messenger RNA of Pygocentrus nattereri (red-bellied piranha), 1584 nucleotides long. RefSeq lists its product as uncharacterized. The transcript has 6 exons. The record is from RefSeq and is a predicted model, not a curated record. The coding region runs from base 16 to 1389 and encodes 457 amino acids. NCBI's taxonomy places the organism in Eukaryota, Metazoa, Chordata, Actinopteri, Characiformes, Serrasalmidae.
UCUCUACAUCCACUAAUGCAGGAUCAGUGCAGAAGCUGCAGCCCCCAGGAAAAAGAUCUAACUGGUGACAGGAGCCAAGAAAGAUUCAACAUCAAGAGUGUCUUCGCUUCCAGUAAAAUGCAGUGGGUGCUCGUUCUGCUGUGUGUCCUCCUGCCCCUGACCUGCCUUUGUGAAAGUGGUUUGACUGACAAAGGGCUGCUUUUCCCCAAACCAUCAGCCAAUUCCUAUGUGAAGCUCACCCCCCUGAAGCCCCUGAACUUAGAGGCCUUUACUCUGUGUAUGCGUCUGUCUGUGGAUCCAAACGUAGUUUCCAAAGAGGCACGUGAGACCAUCCUCUUCGCUUAUCGCACCCCAGACCACGAUGAGCUUAACGUGUGGCAGGAGAAGGGCAACAUCUCCUUAUACCUGAGAAGCAGCUCAGAGGGUGCUUUCUAUGCCGUCCCCCUUCUCUCCAUCUUCCGCACAGACCUGUGUGUCACCUGGGAAUCCAGCACAGGUCUGACUGCGGUCUGGGUGGACGGCCGCCGCAGCACUCUGCAGGUGUACAGGAAAAACCACAAGGUCCAGUCUGGUGGUGCUGUUAUCCUGGGUCAGGAUCCGGACUCGUUCGUUGGUAAAUUUGAUGAAAAUCAGAGUUUUGUAGGCGAGAUUUCAGGCGUGAACAUGUGGGAUUAUGUGCUGACAGGGUGUCAGAUUAAGCAAUUCAUUGAGUUAGGUUUGGGGCCAGAACCAAAAGUUCUUAAAUGGAAAACUAUGCAGUAUGAAAUACGAGUGGGCCUGAGCGGUAAGGUGUUGCUUUUCCCAUAUGAGACGGACUUCAGCUUCGUGAAGCUCACGCCCCAGAAGCCCUUGGGCCUGUCUGCGUUCACUCUGUGCAUGCGGGUGGCCACCGAGCUGCAGGGCGAGCGGCAGAUCAUCCUGUUUGCCUACCGCACUCCCGACUACGAUGAGCUCAACGUGUGGCGCGAGAAAGACGGACGCAUUUCCUUAUACCUGAGCGGAGACGGAGCUUUCUACCAUCUGCCGCCUCUCUCCACCUUCCGCACGCACCUGUGCCUCACCUGGGCGUCCCGCACCGGCCUUGCUGCCUUCUGGGUGGAUGGACGGCGCAGCGCCCUGCAGGUCUACAAACCAGGUCACAGCAUCCGAGCCCGUGGCACCGCCCUGCUGGGCCAGGACCCAGACAAGCACCUGGGAGACUUCGAGGCAGUGCAGAGCUUUGCGGGCGAGAUCACAGACGUGAACAUGUGGGAUUACGUGCUGUCGGGCAGCCAGAUUAAAGCGCUGUACUUCAACCAGAGGCAGCGCGUCCCGCGAGGAAACGUCUUCGACUGGGGCUCCAUCGAAUACGAAAUCCACGGAAACGUGAUGGUGGUGCAAGACGACUGACUACACCCGGUCGACGUGGUGAACACACGCUCACACACACACUCACACACGUGUUGGCACGAGAUUGUAGUUCUAACACUUUGUCUUCUGAGCUCAAACGUUUAAUGCGUUGACCUUAAUUGUCACUUUCCUGUAUUAUAUAAAUGUAUUAUAUAAUCACUUAAUUCUCUAAUAAAGGACUGUUUUAUAUUCGUG